Messenger RNA from Puccinia triticina, 1773 nucleotides. RefSeq lists its product as uncharacterized. Gene Ontology annotation, cellular component: membrane; endoplasmic reticulum. The transcript is spliced from 12 exons. The record is from RefSeq and is a predicted model, not a curated record. Gene Ontology annotation, biological process: GPI anchor biosynthetic process. The coding region runs from base 1 to 1773 and encodes 590 amino acids. NCBI's taxonomy places the organism in Eukaryota, Fungi, Basidiomycota, Pucciniomycetes, Pucciniales, Pucciniaceae.
AUGUCCGAACAGAAUCAAUCAACAAAACGACAACCAUCAACCUCAACCUUGCAUUUGUUUUGGCCCAACGAUCACCCUCUUGACUCGACUGGUUAUCUGAUCGGAUGGAAGAUCGAAUCGGUCUACUGCGUCGCGACUCUGGUAGAAAACUGGCCGGUGACUUCGUCAAACCAACCGAUCAGGCAAUUGGACGGAAUGCAUGAGAGCUCCAAGGCUCGUCUCUUAGGCCAACUGAACCCCGAAGGCAAUUCAUCAGGCUCCCCAAGUCCAUCACACGGCCACGAAGGAUGGAUGACAAUUACAUACCAUAGAGGGACACUUCAGAUAAAGGGUUUGAAGGAUGAAGAGGAGACGAUCUUGGUGAUAUACGAGCGUCCAUCAAUGCGAAGACAUCAUUUUCUUUCUCUUCGGCCAUUACUCAAGCCCUCCUUAGUGUCGAGCCAGUUCGCUUCAUCAUCAAAACCAAGUGGAAACGAACCGCUGGCUCAAAAGAUUAAGCUACUCGACCAGUUGUAUCCUCAUCGUGCUAUGCCCGGGCCGGAAUGUGGACAUCCUAGAGAAAUGUCAAAAGUCAUCCAAUUUGUAAACUCUAGUGAAGAAAUCCACAACAGGAUUCAUCAUUACAGCACACCAAAAACUGUUGAUCGGAAGAACGCGACUCCAAAACCUGAUGGUCCCCCUUGCAGUCAUCCUUUACCGUACCACCUCGAUUCGAUCCUUGCACUAUCCACCUUCCUCCAACAAUUCAAUGUCCGUCUGGCCGAGAUUUCAAGUUGGCCAAGCCGGUAUCGAAAGAUCAAUCGGGAAGAAGAUGCCGAUCUCUCGGGCCGACGCGCCGAAUAUGUCAUGCUUUUCAAUACUUUGUGGUUGAUCGCAAACGAUAUAAUUUUUGGUCAAACAAGUGGGGCGAUUCUGAUGGAAAAUUCGGAGCCCUUGGCCGAUUGGCUCGAGUAUCACUUGCAAACGUACACCGUUACUCUCGUUAAAAGGGCGCUACAUUGGACUAAUUCGUAUCCAGUUGGAUUAAAAUUGAACGAUCAACUCGGCCAAGCUUUCUGUCUUUGCUCAAACAUGGCCGUCGACUUUUGGCACAUCUAUGUUUUAAAACAUGCCUAUCUAAUCUUACCCAGAAUGAUUUGGAUUGUCGGCUUUGUCAGCUUAUUCGGGAACACAUUCACACUGGCCAUUGCUUCCGAUUUCUUGACGAUUGCGACGUUCCAUCUAUGGAUAAUUUAUCGGUUGUUUACGUUUAUCUUUGAUUGCCAAUUACGCUUUCUUAGUGUCCUUUUUAAUAUUUUCAGGGGUCGGAAGUACAGCGUAUUGAGAAAACGAAAUGAACCGGCAACUUAUCAACUUGAUCAGUUAAUACUAGGGACGAUUUUGUUUACACUGGCGAUCUUCUUAUUCCCAACCAUUCUGGCAUUUUACAUCCUAGCAAGUACAACCCGCGUGUUCAUUGUGUGGAUCCAUGGAAUCAUUGGCACUGGCUUGUCUUUGCUGAACCACUUCCCUCUGUUUGUUUUGAUGCUGAGAAUUAAAGAUCCGGCUCGCUUGCCCUCUGGUGUUUGCUUUAUCCCACUACAUGAUGACGGCGCAGCAAAGUUCAAACUCCAGAAUGUACCCGUCGGCCUCCCUUGGAUCUUUUCUGAUUACAUCUCACUUUGGGUCAAUCUAACUUCUCAUUACUCGCCACGUCUGUUGUUGUAUCAUCUUUGUUCUGGGCAGCCAAUAGCACCCCUAGCAAAUCGUGCGGCUGCUUAUAAGAGGCCGUAA